UUUCCCCUUUUGCAAUUGGAAAACUUGGAAAAAAACCCAGGGAAGUAUUUUCAGGUACAUGACAUCUGCAGGUAUCACAACAACCACACAUGAAAUAGCCCGUGGGCUAUUGGAAUAAAUUGUGGUUCAUUUAUCAGCACUGCAAACAGCUGUAAUUAAUCAGUGUGUCACCACCACACCAGAGCUCAGGCCUGCCCAAGCCAUCGCCUGUCCACCCUUCCCAGGACGUGUCCCUGCCUGCCAGGGCACUUCUGCCACUGAACCCCAAUUUCCAAAGUUAAAAGGCAGCUCACUCACUGCCACACUGAGCAUCUCUAAUAACCUCAGGAUGAGUUAAACCUUCCACCAACCCUUUUGUGCCCUGCUGAUGCUGGUCCCUGCCCCAGCUGACACAAUAUCAGUAACUGGGUUCCACUGCAGGGCACAGAGCACCAGGAUUUCCCUGGAAACAGUGCUCAGUCACCCUGGAAUGUGCUCCCACAGCAGCCCCCAGGCCCCCAGGCCAACCAGUUCCCACUAGUGCCCAGGAGGGAUGUGCCAGAAGCCCCACUCCCACCCAGCACUCAUUGCACAUAUUUACUGUACCUACACCCAGGGGCAGAGUGGCAAUUACCUGGCAGCUGCCUCCCCUGGUCUGAUGAGCUGUUCAGAGAACAGACACCACAGACACUGUGACCCACACAGAGGUACCUGGUACCUGCUGCCUUUGACAGCUGGGAACAGCAUCAAGAGCUCACUUUGGAAGAAAACACAGAAGGCACUGCACUGGACAUCAGUCCUGGAGCAUUGCAGUGGACUGUGUCACCUUCACACCGUCACUGAUGGGCAAACAGGAGGUGGGCUGGGCAGCCAGGGACACAUCACACUGAUGGCAGUGGCAAGGGCUUCUGUUGGCGGAGGAACAGUGGAUGAUCCGGGGACAGCCACGGAGGCCUCUGCAACAGCUGCUGCAGGUUUGCUCAGUCUAUUUCCAGCGAUGGGAGACCCUGCCAACACGAGCACUGUGGGUUACACCAGCGGAGCUCCCUCCUCCCCCCCGUGCCAGCGCGACACCAGCGUCACCCGCCUGCUCUUCCCAGCGCUGUACACGCUCGUCUUCCUCCUGGGACUCACACUGAACAGCCUGGCUUGCUGGGCUUUCUGCCACAUUCCAAGCACAUCAACCUUCAUCGUCUACUUGAAAAAUAUCUUAGUUUCAGAUCUUAUAAUGACCCUGAUGCUUCCUCUGAAGAUCCUGACAGACUCUGGCCUGGGACCGUGGCAGCUCAAAGCCUUUGUCUGUCGCUUCUCAGCCGUCGUGUUCUAUGACACCAUGUACAUUAGCAUAGUGCUACUCGGGCUCAUUGCUUUUGACAGAUUUCUCAAGAUUGUGAGACCUUUUGGGAAGUUCUGGGUGCAAAACCCGACCUCAGCAAAGAUCCUCACAGGUCUGGUCUGGCUCUUCUUCCUUGUUCUCUCUCUGCCCAACACAAUCUUAUCCAACAAGACAGCGACGCCCCAGUCCGUGAGGAAGUGUGCCUCCUUGAAGAGCUACCUCGGACUCAAGUGGCAUGAAGCCGUCAGCUAUAUCUGUCAGUUCAUCUUCUGGACUGUCCUCAUCCUCAUGUUGCUAUUUUAUAUAAUUAUCACCAAAAAGGUAUAUGAGUCAUACAUAAAAACGCAGAAGAAAGACAACAAAAGGGAAAAACGGAUCAAGGGGAAAGUAUUCAUCAUUUUUACCGUGUUCUUCUUGUGCUUUGCCCCCUUCCACUUCAGCAGGGUCCCCUACACUCUGAGCCAAACAACUGCCCACGUGGACUGUGCCCUGCAGAAGCAGCUCUUCGUGGCCAAAGAGAGCACACUGUGGCUGGCGGCCACCAACGUCUGCAUGGACCCCCUGAUCUACAUGGUCCUGUGCAAGCCCUUCGUGGAGAAGGUGUUAUGCAGGAGAGUAAAGACCCGUCGGAGAGCAUUUUAUAGAAACCCAAAAACUGAACUGGACACACAAGUGUCUCCUACCGAGUCUUGAUUCUGAAGCUGCACACUCUACUCUGCGUGCUCAUAGAGAACUUGGAAAAUAGUUUUGGUUUACCUCUGCUGGAGAAAACAAAAGGGUGGCUGCACUGUAAUAUUAAUACUUAAUAAAAACAGCAAAAUGGGUUUUCUAUGUA
Pipra filicauda (Wire-tailed manakin) is the source of this 2150-nucleotide messenger RNA. RefSeq names its product P2Y purinoceptor 13. Gene Ontology annotation, cellular component: membrane. The record is from RefSeq and is a predicted model, not a curated record. The transcript has 3 exons. Gene Ontology annotation, biological process: G protein-coupled receptor signaling pathway; negative regulation of adenylate cyclase activity. The coding region runs from base 533 to 2008 and encodes 491 amino acids. Gene Ontology annotation, molecular function: G protein-coupled purinergic nucleotide receptor activity. Lineage: Eukaryota; Metazoa; Chordata; Aves; Passeriformes; Pipridae.